Laccaria bicolor S238N-H82 is the source of this 1519-nucleotide messenger RNA. RefSeq lists its product as uncharacterized. Bases 5 to 1519 code for a protein of 504 amino acids. The transcript has 2 exons. The record is from RefSeq and is a predicted model, not a curated record. Lineage: Eukaryota; Fungi; Basidiomycota; Agaricomycetes; Agaricales; Hydnangiaceae.
CACCAUGGUCUUUGGAUUCUUUUCUCGUAAACCAGCGCAACCCCAAGCAAGCGUAGAGUCUAUUCCGGCUGGUCCCCUUGACUCUGCUGCUGAGAAUUCCCAUCAACUCCAUACACCGUCUCCGUCUAUCGACUACCACCAGCUCCACCAACCUACUCCGCCACCAGUCCCCCCACCAGACACGCCCUCUCCUCCACCCGAACAACUCAUCACAGACCCAACAGAUCUCCUAUCCCUCAUCUCCUCCGUCCCCUCUCAAACUCUGCACGCGUUCACGCUUACCCACCUCCAGGACACACCACCUCCAGCGCUUACAGCACUCACGUCCUUCUUCUCCGCCCUCACGCCUCCGCCACGGUUACACUGCGUCCGAUGCCAUAAAUCCUACUUUGAGCUCGAGAACACCGACCGAUCGUGUCUAGUCCCUCACGACGAUGACAGCGCCGUCGUCGACCGCGUGCGUUCCGGUAUAGGCUCCAGUACAGAGUACGAAACGCUCUUUGGCUGCUGUUCCCGUACGGUAGAGGGAGACGGGGAUAUGGGCCCCCCUGAUGGUUGGUGCUACGAGGGUAAACAUACCGUCGACCCGAAACGCGCGCGCUUUCGCGCGGAUUCGACACCGCAUGACGAUAAACUUACGACGUGUGCCCAAAUGAGGUGUUUUGCGCCCCCGGCUACCGCGAAGCGGGCGAGGUCGACGAGGAAGAGGGCGAGGAAGGACGUGGAGGAGGGAGAGGAGGAGGAGGAUAACGCGAGUGUUGGGUCGUCCGUGUCGAAGGGCGCCAUAUCGAGCAAGAGUAAUCCCACCCGCGCGAUCAAGAAACCUAGGAAAAAUACGCAGACUAAUAACCCACCGACGGAUCCUGACGCGAUGGACGUUGACGCCCCUUCUACUUCUAUUUCUACUCCUGCACCCCGACCAAACACCCCACCCACUUCACCCCGUCGGAAACCCAGCACGCCCAAACCGAAAUCAUCAGCCUCGUCAUCGUCCACACGCGUCCCUAUCAACAAAAGCCCCCUCUCCGCGUCCUUCACCGCUGCUGCGUCGCCUACCCCUACUCCUUCCCGGCAGAUUGUUUCCGUCGAGGUACCGCUUAAGACGCCUCAUCAACGUAUAUCGAAAAAGAAAGUGUGCGAGAAGGAGGAAAUGGAAGAGUCGUCUGGGGGUGAACAAGGGGGGAAGGCGGAGGAGGGGAAGGUGGUUUAUGUGACGAAGAGCAAAAGCAAGGCUAGCCCGGCAGCACCGCUGACCCGGAAAUCGUCCGUUGCGUCGUUGAAGCAUAAGGCAUCUGUAAAGUCGCCGUUGAAGCCUAGGUCGUCGACGGGGUCGUUGAAGCCAAAGUCGAAGUCUACCGCUAUGCAGCCGCCCGAUGUCGAGAAGGCGGAGGGAGAGGAGGGGAAACCGGUGUUGAGAACGCGGGCGUCUAGGAAGCAGCUUGCUGAAGUUGUUGAUACGAGUGUAGAUGGGGAGGGAGAGGUGUGGGCGAGGAUGAGGACGCGCUCGGGUAAUGAAUGA